Humulus lupulus (European hop) is the source of this 1218-nucleotide messenger RNA. RefSeq lists its product as uncharacterized. The transcript is spliced from 2 exons. The coding region runs from base 1 to 1218 and encodes 405 amino acids. NCBI's taxonomy places the organism in Eukaryota, Viridiplantae, Streptophyta, Magnoliopsida, Rosales, Cannabaceae. The record is from RefSeq and is a predicted model, not a curated record.
AUGACUGAGACUCGGUCUUCUAUUAGAAAUUUGGAGACUCAGAUGGGGCAAUUGGCUGCUCUUAUGGCCAACCGUGCUCAAGGUAACCUUCCUAACACAACUGAGGUUAACCCAAAAGAGCAAUGUCAGGCUAUUACAUUGAGAAGUGGAAAUAGUAUUCAAGAAACUGCAUAUAUCAACAUUCCAUUUGUGGAGGCUCUAGAGCAAAUGCCCAGUUACGUGAAAUUCAUGAAAGACAUCUUGUCUAAGGAGAGAAAAAUGGGAGAAUAUGAAACUGUGGCAUUAACUAAAGAGUGUAGCACUAUUCUGCAAAGGAAACUCCCUCAGAAGCUGAGAGAACCUAGGAGUUUUACUAUACCUUGCACCAUAGGGAAUAUUGAGAGCAUGAAUGCUCUAUGUGAUUUGGGAGAAAGCAUUAAUCUGAUGCCGCUUUCAGUUUUCAGAAGAUUAAAGCUGGGGGAAGCAAGGCCUACCACGGUGACAUUACAAUUGGCAGAUCGUUCAUUGUCACAUCCUCGAGGUAUAAUAGAAGAUGUCCUAGUGAAGGAGGACAAGUUUAUCUUCCCAGCAUAUUUUAUUAUACUUGAUAUGGAGGAGGAUACAAAUGUUCCACUCAUCCUUGGUAGACCAUUCUUGGCAAUAGGCCAAGCUUUGAUUGAUGUGCAGAAAGGUGAGUUGAAGCUAAGAGUACAAGGUAAGCAAGUUGUUUUCAAUGUACUCAGGGCUAUGACUUACUUUAGGGCCAGUGAUAGCUGUUUUUCUAUGGAUGUGGUGGCGAGUCUAGUGGAUGAGAAGAAGGUAGUAGAAGACCCUCUUGAGUUGAGUCUGAUAGAGGAGGAAGUUACUGAACAAGAUGGGAAGGAAGCCAUGGAGUAUGCGAAGUGGUUGAAUUCUUAUGGGCCUUUGAAGAGGAAGUACUUUGAAGAGCUCGGUUCCAUGCCUACAAGACCAUUGCCUUCAAUUGAGAAGCCGCCAGAGUUAGAAUUGAAGGUAUUGCUUAAUCAUUUGCGAUAUGAAUUCCUCGGUAAGAACAAGACACUUCUUGUGAUUGUAUCUGCUUUGCUUUCAGAUGUUAAAAUAGAGAUGUUGCUAAGGGUGUUGCGCAUGCAUAUGAGAGCCAUUGGGUGGACUUUGGCUAACAUCAAGGGGAUUAGCCCCUCAACAGUGAUGCAUAGAAUUUUGAUGGAAAAUGGAAUUAAGCCAACUAUUGAUGCUUAA